Messenger RNA from Rhinocladiella mackenziei CBS 650.93, 663 nucleotides. RefSeq lists its product as uncharacterized. NCBI's taxonomy places the organism in Eukaryota, Fungi, Ascomycota, Eurotiomycetes, Chaetothyriales, Herpotrichiellaceae. The coding region runs from base 1 to 663 and encodes 220 amino acids. The record is from RefSeq and is a predicted model, not a curated record. The transcript has 2 exons.
AUGCGAAUUCUCUCCUUCCUGAUCCUCCUCAUUUUCUCCUCCUCACUUGGCCUGCUUCCUCAUUCCUCACUCCCUUCCACACCGGCAGCCGCACAGCCAUACAUCCCAUCUCAAUCCGACAAAGCUCUGCAUUUUAUAUGCUUUUUCGCUUUGACUGCCACAUUCUACUUCAUCCUCGACACUAGCCGGCGACGGGUGAUUCACCUCACCCUGAUUGUGUGCACGCUCUUCCUCGCAGUCGGAAGCGAAGUCGCACAGGGUUUGCUUCCGAACGACCGCGAGUUCGAUCCUUGGGAUGUUCUUGCAAAUGUUCUAGGAAGCCUUGCAGCUCUGGGGCUCGCCAGCACGUAUCACCGACGGGCGGCCGAGAGACGAAGAAGGGCCAAAUAUUCGUCUCUCACCGGCGAUGGCUUAGAAGGCGAAGACCUUGAGCUCGGUGAAGGAGCCAAUAGGGAACCUGGACGACCGAACGCCGAUGAUCAAGAGACUGGUGUUGCGCCUCGGACAGUCGAGGAAGAAUUAGACAAUUGGGACGAGAAUGCUCCUGAUGAUGCCUGGGAUGACGAUGACGAUGCGACGACCAGUGGCCCGAUUACCAAGGUGACACCUUCAACCAGUUCAGCAGGAAGUGACGAACCUCCGAAGAAGGUUGCGGUCGAUUGA